This is a messenger RNA of Balaenoptera acutorostrata (minke whale), 980 nucleotides long. RefSeq names its product interleukin 17B (gene IL17B). The record is from RefSeq and is a predicted model, not a curated record. Gene Ontology annotation, biological process: inflammatory response. The transcript has 2 exons. NCBI's taxonomy places the organism in Eukaryota, Metazoa, Chordata, Mammalia, Artiodactyla, Balaenopteridae. Gene Ontology annotation, molecular function: cytokine activity. Gene Ontology annotation, cellular component: extracellular region. The coding region runs from base 291 to 980 and encodes 229 amino acids.
GCGAGGCUGAAGCACGGGUGUGAGAGGCAGCCAGGAGUGAUUUGAGGAAGGAGAACUCAGCAGAGGUCUGGCCUGGGCAGGUGAUGUUAAUACGUUUGCAUUUCAAACACCCAUCCUUGGCCAGGGUGUGGAGAAUUGAUUGGAAGGAGGCAGGGGAGGAUGUGGGGUACCAGGUAGAAGGCUGGUUGAGCUGUCCAAGAACGGGAGGCUGGUGGUACAGACAGUGAAGUGGAUGGCUGGGGAGAUUUUUAAGAGGUGCAACAGGACUUAGCGAUGAGCGUGGUGCAUACAUGCAUCUGUACACAUGUGGUGGGCUGGUGGCACCAGGCCAGGGCAUGACAGGUGAGCCUGGGCCCGCUAGAGGCCUUGCCUCUUCCUUCCCCCUUCCUUGGGCCCCAAGUCUUAGCCCAGAGGGAGACCUGGCUCUCCCACCUUUGACCUGUGGCCUUCCUCCCCAGCUAUUCCUUCUCACCAUCUCCAUCUUCCUGGGGCUGGGCCAGCCCAGGAACCCCAAGGGCAAGAGGAAGGGGCAAGGGCGGCCUGGGACCCUGGCCCCUGGACCUCACCAGGUGCCGCUGGACCUGGUGUCCCGGGCAAAGCCAUAUGCCCGCAUGGAGGAAUAUGAGAGGAACCUGGGGGAGAUGGUGGCCCAGCUGAGGAACAGCUCCGAGCCGGCCAGGAGGAAGUGUGAGGUCAACCUGCAGCUGUGGCUGUCCAACAAGAGGAGCCUGUCGCCCUGGGGCUACAGCAUCAACCAUGACCCUAGCCGCAUUCCUGCAGACCUGCCGGAGGCGCGGUGCCUAUGUCUGGGCUGCGUGAACCCCUUCACCAUGCAGGAGGACCGUAGCAUGGUGAGCGUGCCUGUGUUCAGCCAGGUGCCUGUGCGUCGUCGCCUCUGCCCGCUGCCGCCACGCACCGGGCCCUGCCGCCAGCGCGCAGUCAUGGAGACCAUCGCUGUGGGCUGCACCUGCAUCUUCUGA